UACACCGCCAAGAUCUCAACUUUCCCUCAGCUCCGCAUAUUCGCCCCCAAUCUUUUCCAUCACUUUCACUCCUCUCUCUGCAAUGUUUCGCGCCUUCCGUGGCUUCUCUUGGAUGCUCCUCGUUCUGGGUUAGGGUUUCGCUGCGCUAAGUUUCUUUAUUAGGUUGUCAGAGAUUUUUAGAGUCUAGAUAAGAUGGAUGAAGAGUUUAGGGUUGAGGAUGGUAAAGUUGAAGAUGGUGGAGUUGGGGAAAAGGUUGAAGAUGAGGGUGGUGUGAAUGAGGUUAAAGAGUUUGAAGAUGGAGCUGAAAAGUCUUUGGGUGAAGAAUUUGGAGAUGACGAGUGUGGAGAUUAUGAGUUUUGUGUGGGGGAUAUUGUGUGGGUUGAGACCAAGAUAAAGACGUGGUGGCCGGGUAGGAUUCAUGAUCCGGCAGAUGCGUCGGAGUAUGGGAUGGUUGGUGACCAAGAAGGCUGUCUGUUAGCUGGCUACUUUGGGAUGGGGCAUGUCUCUUGGUGCCGCCGGCAGCAACUGAAGCCUUUUGCGCUGUUCUACGAGCGGGUUUCAGGGCAAAGCAAGGCUAGGAUUUUCGUUAGAGCUGUGGAGAAGGCUCUUGAAGAGUUUGGUGGCCGUGUGAAGUUGAGUAUGAGUUGUGCCUGUGUUUUGAAAGGGAAUCGAGUGGCGGUUGAUGAUGCAGCAUCUAAGGAAGGAGUUUUGGUGCCCCAGCGGAAUUCUAGUGAACUUGGUGAAUUUUCAGUUACUCAGUUUGAUUGCGUGGAGUUCCUUGCACAUCUGAGAAAUCUUGCGCAGGUUGUUCGCAGAGUUGGCAGAGUUGAUUUUGUAGUUACGCAGAGUCGAUUACAUGCCUUCUAUAGCUUUACAGGGCACGACCUGCUGCCUAUGCAUCUACUUCAGGAAGGAGAUGAAGCUGAAAGUGGUGCAGGUGGAACCUUGCCGAAGCAAGCAGAGGAGAAUGUAUUACAUCAAGAAAAUAAUGACGAGACUGAAGCUUUUGGAAAGGUUUUUGAUGUGGGCAGUGCCAAUAAACUUUCCAUCUCAAGGUCGAAGGUCAGGAAGAGAAAGAUGAAGAAGGAAUCUAAAAUGGAAGAGACUAGCCAGCCAGAACAGAGAAAUGCUGCCAGUGCAGGAAAUGGUGAUGGCUGGAGUGAAGAAAUGAUUGAAAUAGGCCUCGAGUCUAGAGAGCGGAAAAGGAGUAGGUACUUAUCUUAUCCAUAUGUAAACCUGGGGCAAAAAGGAUCAUCUGUGGAAGGAAUGGCUGCAGCCUUUGAUGGUGGACCUCUAACUUUCAAAAGCACGGGCGAGAAGUUCUGGAGGAAAUGGUAUAUGAGGUUUACCGGUGCGAGUAACAUAUCUGGUAGUUCAAAUUUGAAAAAUCCAUCUACUGCCGAGUUGCUUUCUGAGUUCUGCUCUGCUGCCAUAAACUGCCAGUAUCCAUUUGAAAAUAAAGCAUUUGAUUCAGUUGCUUGGUUCAUCUCUAACUUCAGGAUAUCAGUAUAUCAUGAUGAGCCUCUCUGUGAAACCUAUAGUAACUGCAUGGCUGGUCAGGAUGAGGAUAAAGAUUCUGAACCUUGCCUGUCGGAAAAUGGUGACCAGUAUGAGGGUAAAUCUGAGCCAAAGAAAAGAAAGAGAAAGGCUGUUUCAAAGAUUGCAGAGGGUGAAGGUGCUGCCAGCACAUUAAGUUUAGUUCAAAUCCCUGCGACUGCUGUACAGGGUGUGAAUGGAAACCCUGGCAAGAAAAGAGGACGGCCAAAGGGGAGAUCCAAGACUAAAUCUCUUUCUGGGAUAUCAGAUGUCAAUACCAGCAUAGCCCCUAGUGGCCAAAUGGUACAAGGUUCUUUAGCUGUUGGCCCUGUCAUGCCACGUGAUAAGCCCACACGAAAAAGAAGAAAUAAGGCGGAUGGAGCAGGUCUAGUGAGUUUGCAGACUACACAAACAAUUGGUAUUCCUGAUCUGAAUGGUAACACUGUUAUACCUAGUGUUCUGGUUAAUGAUGAACGGACUAUUGGCCAUGGGGGAUUGGGGACUGAAGCUGCUUCAGAGCAUUCAAAAUCCAAUAUGGCUCCUGGCUUAGUAGAUGUCAAUGGGAACAAUUGGAAACCUGGUACUUUGGUUGUAGAUCUGGGGAUUCCUGCUCAGGGUUUUCCUAACCAGGUUACCAGCCUUCUCUCAGCUGAAAGUAAACCUGCCCCAAAGAAAAGAAAUAAGAAGGAGAAAGUAGAUCCAGGGGUUCCUGUUCAAGCUGAUGGUAUUCCAGAUUUGAAUGGAAUUGGUGCUGAAUGCCUUGCACCUCCAAGUAAACCCGAGCGGAAGAAAAGGAAGAAAAAAGGAGAAGCUCUAGCAACUGCUCUCCUCUUGACCUUUGCCCCAGGAGUCCCUAUGCCUUCAAAAGAUGAUUUAAUUUCAACAUUUUGUAGGUUUGGACCCUUGAAAGAAUCGGAGACACUGUUGUUAAAAGAUUCUAGUAGUGCUCAGGUUGUAUUCAUGGAAGGGGCUGAUGCUGGAGAAGCUUUUCUGAGUUUGGUGAAGGACAACCCAUUUGGAACAAACCUUGUUGGUUACAAGCGCUUUAAUCUCCCGUCAGUUUCCAAGGUUUUAGCCACAUCCUAGCCUCUUUAUUUAAGAAGAGAUUGCUGACUCCUGAACAAUAGCCUACCUGACGUCAUAAGGCAGAAUCUUCCAUCAAUGACGUCAAUGCUUGAGAGGUCGGGUGAUAAUCAUUCCAGAGCAAAACUGGAGUGCAGAAUAAAAGGCCUCCUACAGAAGGUGAGCUCCACAGAUGAUUCUUCCUCUGCUUACUUAGAUUAGGUUAUGUACAUCGUAUGAAGGUUGUAGUGAGACCUUUUAGGGCAGGCUCCAUGAGUGAUAUUGAUGUUAAAAAUCCUCUUUGACAGUUUGAUGAGAGGGCAUCAGUAUUGACUCAUUUGCAUUUGAUGUAUAUCUUCUUUAGACUGGGAAAUGAUCUUAACUGUGUAUUGUGGAACCUCUUUGCAACUUUUUCAGCUGUUCAUGUAUCUCUAUUAAUGUAGCUUUUUUGUAUGUACCUUUCUUUUGUAUGU
Argentina anserina (silverweed cinquefoil) is the source of this 3071-nucleotide messenger RNA. RefSeq names its product serine/threonine-protein kinase ATM. Lineage: Eukaryota; Viridiplantae; Streptophyta; Magnoliopsida; Rosales; Rosaceae. The record is from RefSeq and is a predicted model, not a curated record.